This is a messenger RNA of Pararge aegeria (speckled wood butterfly), 1189 nucleotides long. RefSeq lists its product as uncharacterized. Lineage: Eukaryota; Metazoa; Arthropoda; Insecta; Lepidoptera; Nymphalidae. The record is from RefSeq and is a predicted model, not a curated record. The coding region runs from base 42 to 803 and encodes 253 amino acids. The transcript is spliced from 4 exons.
UCGGAGCUGUUUGCAACAAUUCGUUUUUAGCACCAUACGUAAUGUCUGCUUUUGCGAUGUUUUUUGUAGCGAUAGGACUGGCUAUAUUUCAAAUAAGUAAAAUAAAUGGGGUAAAAGAUUUUGAUAUCGAUAACGUUUUGGGUCAGAUACACCAAGACGAUUCUUCACCUCGUCUUACGACUUUAGAUAGGUCACUGGAACGGCAGGAAAAUACGGAUGAUGAUUAUGAACAACUAGUUGAAAACAUAGUUCGAAGCCCUCAAGUUCAAAUAGGAUUCCCUUAUAAAGAGAAAUAUUAUUUAGUUAGUGGUAAAGGCCACAGGAAUAAACGGGAUCGGUUUCGAAAGUGGCCCUGGAGGCAGUAUAUUUAUGUUAAGCCUGCAUGGUUGAAGUCAGUUUAUACUCCAAGGACACAAAAUCCUUUGAAUAACAUGAAACAUGAAGAAGAUCAUAGCGAUCUUGGUGUCUAUUCUAAGAUUUACUUGGUACUUGAUCCAAAUGCUGAUAUAACUGAUUCAGACGUUGAAGAUUUGAGCAAUAUGGUGACAUCGGUACUCACAAAACCUAGUACUUCAAGGAAAACUUCACUGAAAGAACGUUUCCAAAAGAAACGACGUUACAAAGGCUACGUACUGAAAGAUAAUCGAAGACGAAUUCGCGAUUCAAAAGAAAUGUUUGCGGAAAAGGAUUCAAUAGAGCGUGGUUAUAGAUCGAAAAGACCCCGAGGAGAUUAUGGCGGUGUUGGAGGACGGACGCCUAUACCGUACAUCAGACAUCGUGAUGAUAUAUUUGAGAAGGAAUAAUACACAAAUAUCCAGCAACACACCCGAAGUUUCGUUUCAACAUGCCACAUGAGGUAUAUAGUGUGAUGUUGUUCGAAAUCUUCGGACCAAUCUGGAUCAGUUAAAUGCAUGAUGGCUUGAAUCGGCAUGACCAAUCCAAGCCGUACAGUUGGUUUAGUAUCUUCACGUUGCGUCGUGGCCAGUUUUGAUAAACGUGUGUGAAUGUGCGUUCUACCCAUACAAAAUUAAGAUUUGAUACGAGCCAAGUCAACAGGUAUUGACUUGGAAAAGAUUUGGAAUUAGAUAUUUUAACAUUUUCGUAAGCUGUUAAGUAGACAGGUACCAACAAUUUAAGAAAAAUGCUGUCUAGGAGUUGGCCCCUUAAACCGAAUAAUUUAAGUCUUUGG